This is a messenger RNA of Brenthis ino (lesser marbled fritillary), 1527 nucleotides long. NCBI's taxonomy places the organism in Eukaryota, Metazoa, Arthropoda, Insecta, Lepidoptera, Nymphalidae. The record is from the annotation of a GenBank genome assembly.
AUGGGCUAUCAAUCAGUCGUCGUGCGGUUACGAGUCGAGAUGCGAAUUGUUGUGUUACUGUGUGCUAUCUUUGGCUUCGGGAGUUCAAAAUAUGUAUCUAAAACGUCGAAGGUAUGUUUUGAUAAGCACUUCAUGUUUGGCGUAGCAACUGCGUCAUAUCAAAUCGAAGGAGCAUGGAAUAUAUCAGGUAAAGGAGAAAGUAUAUGGGAUAGGUAUACUCACGAGCGGACGGAUAGGAUAUUUGAUCAUAAAAAUGGCGACGUCGCUGCCGAUUCUUACCAUUUAUUUAAGGAAGACGUGAAGCGUUUAGUUGAAUUAAAUGUGCAAUUCUAUAGAUUUUCAAUAUCCUGGCCGAGGAUUCUUCCAAAUGGGUUAAGCAAUGAAAUAAACCAAGAUGGGAUAAGAUAUUACACUGAACUAUUAGAUGAACUGCUCCGUCACAACAUACGACCUGUCGUUACCAUGUACCAUUGGGAUCUACCACAAGUUCUCCAAGACCUUGGCGGUUGGACCAAUCCAAUAAUUGCUGAUUAUUUUGUGGAUUAUGCUAGAGUUUUAUUUAAACAUUUCGGUUCAAAAGUACCAACUUGGCUAACUUUCAACGAGCCCUUAUCUUUUUGCGAAGAUGGUUACGGCGGGACAGACGCACCCGGGAACAAAGCUAGUGGGUUCGAAGAUUAUUUGUGCGGUCAUAACGUGUUGCGAGCUCAUGGUAUGGUGUACCGGAUGUAUAAUAAAGAAUAUAGACGGCGAUUGAAAGCUGACCUUGGAAUCACUUUAGAUUUCUCAUGGUUAGAGCCAAAUACUACAUCGGAGGAUGACCGAAUAGCCGCUGAAACCGCUAGGCAGUUUCAUUUUGGUUGGUUUGCACAUCCAAUAUUUUCAAAUACUGGGGACUAUCCUUAUAUCAUGCGUAAAAGAAUAGAUGCUAUAUCCAAAAGACAACGAUACACUCGCUCAAGGCUGCCAACAUUCACUCAAAAGGAAGUCGAAAUGAUUAAGGGAUCAGCCGAUUUCUUGGGUCUUAAUCAUUACACAACGUAUUUAGUGUCUAAAAAUAGAGGCAAAAUACCACUCUUUCCCUCCUUUUCUUCGGAUAUGGGAGGUAUAAUAUCCCAAAAGGCGGAAUGGCCGAAGACGAACUCUUCAUGGUUAAAGGUAGUUCCAUGGGGUUUUAGGAAAUCACUUAAUUGGCUGAAGAAAGCAUAUGAUAACCCACUAGUGGUCAUAACUGAGAAUGGAAUGUCCCUAGAAAAGGGCCUGGAAGAUAUACGACGAAUAAAAUAUAUUGAAGGGUACCUCAAAGCGUUACACGCAGCGAUAUAUAAAGACAAUUGCAAUGUCUAUGGAUACACGUAUUGGAGUCUCAUUGAUAAUUUUGAAUGGACGAGAGGAUUUUCUGAACGUUUCGGUUUAUACGAAGUGGAUUACAACUCACCAAAUAAGACCCGUUACAGAAGAAUGUCAGCAGAAUAUUACAGCAUGCUCAGUCGUACUAAAUGUAUACCUACAUUCGAUUAUAUUGAC